Molecule: messenger RNA, 2262 nt
Organism: Prorocentrum cordatum
Lineage: Eukaryota; Dinophyceae; Prorocentrales; Prorocentraceae
Source: the annotation of a GenBank genome assembly
AUCGAGUGCGAUUCUCCGUGUUGCCACCCGCGUUUGUUCAAGAAGGCUCUGCAGGAGCGCGGUCUGUGGAACAAGAAAAGGUCCCCCAUGAUCCACAAGUUCUGCGCCGAGUACAAGAAUUGGCGGGAGGCCAUUGCCCUGUAUCUCGAAAUCUCCAUUGACGAGGCCAAGCUUCCGUGGAUACUGAAGCUCUCAAGCGAGAUUGUCGACGGUGCCCACUUGUUGCUCGCUUGCGCGGAGUUCGCCAAGUACAACGUGCUCUACGCCGACCGCCCGAGCCCCGUCUUCAGCAGGAUCGCGGCCAUCCUCUCGCACAUGGAGAACACUGCUGUGAUGAUUCUGCUGGACGCUGUGCGGACGGCAAGAAUCACCAGCGAGGUCCUCCUCUUCGACGGGCUCCUCGCGAAGGUGGUGGACUGCCUAGGAGAAGCGAUGGUGGCGGUAGCCGUGGCCGAGGCGAGCGCCGCCGCAGGUGUACAAUUCCACAUAAAAUCGUGGCAGCGCGUGGGCCAGCACGUUCGCUUCGCAAGGGCCGUGCUUCGCGGCUCACAAACGGUGGUCGUUCGGAGGGUGCACGGCGAACGCCAGGUGGCCAAUUGCAUCGUCUCGGUGGCUGAUUGGGCACAGCUGUCUCCCAAGACCGCGCUCGACGAGGAGAGCGCAACCAUGACGGUCAAGGAGUUCAACGAUUCCGAAUUGGACCUUUCCCAGCGCGAUGCGACAAAGACCCCGCCGUUCACCAAGGAGACUGUGGACAACGUCUUCCGCCGCGACAAUCCCGAGGGUACUGUGUACGGCGCCAUUGAGACGGUGCAUGCGGACGCGGGCUUGCCGACUGACGGGGACGACGCGUACAUGAUGCCAGCCGCGGGUGCCGACGACUUGUUCCAGCCAGGACCUGGCCUGCAACGCGCGGUGGAGACGCGCGAGAUCUCCAGCACCCUUUACGAUCUACACCAGACCACGGAGAUUGCGGUGAGGACAUGGCGGUGCACUAACAAAACCUGCAGGCUCACGCACGGCCCGAACUUCAUGUGGCUUGAUGGCGAGAAGGUGAACGCAGCCACGUUGGCCGACUUCGAACAGCCUGGCGUAGUCUCCGUGCGCAACCAGAGAGCGUUUACCAUGCGCUACCUGCGCUACCACGAGAAGCUCAUGUUCCGCGCCUUCACCACGGCUCGCGGCAUCGAUUGGGUCACCAAGGAGGUCUUUGCUGACAAGGAGGAGGAGGGGCACGGCAAGGAGUUCGUCACCGAUGUCAGGAAGAUCCACCUCGACGCGCUGAUGUACCUGAUCGCUGCGCAGGAAAUGGAGCCGAUCAAAGAGCACCGCGGCAUCAUCAUCGGCAAGGAUAUCACCGAUGAUACCUUCUCCAAGUUGGACAGCUACUACCACAGGAACGUGUUCCCCGAUCCGCGCCCGAAGAAGAUUACGGUGCUCGUCGGGGGCGGGCACGAGAAAGUCCUCACGAAAUGCAAUGACGAGGAGAGGCAGCAGCGCGCCGUGCGCAGGAGGCCAGCAGCGAUGAAGGGAUCGAUGAAGAGGGCGCGCAAGACCGCCAUCAAGAAGCACGUCCUCCGCGCGAAGCCCGCCGCGAAGAAGAAGGCCGUGGUUCUCAAGAGGCCGUCCGCCGCGCCAGUGCGCAAGAGGCCAUCUGCUGCUGCACCCGGCCAGGGGCCGUCCGCCGCAGCCAUCCGGAAGAAAAGGCAGUACAAGAGCAGCAGCAAAUCAGCCCGCCACAUGCACCACAACCACGGGUGGUUCAUGGUUCUCACCCCUGAAGGGCGCAUCGCUGCCGCAGUCGAGCAGAAGAACCCAGAGGGCAACGGCGUGGCGGCAGAGACCCUGACUCGUGCCCUCAAGAAGCACCCCAACGUGAACACGUUCGUUUACGAUCGGUGCUGCUCCUUCUUCGUGUCGGCCCAGAAGUUGCCUGCCUUCAAAGACAUCAAGUACUGGGCCGUCGACAUGAUGCAUGCGAAGGGGCACGCCCGCAGCUGCCCCUGCAACCGAUACCACAUUAAGCGCUUGAGCCGCCGCUUGAAGGGCAUCAACACCCAGGUGGCGGAGCAAUCCUUCUCGUGGUUUAGGGGGUACGCGCGCCCGCUCAACGAGAUGGCCCCGCUGCGGCACAAGCUCUGCGUUCUUCUCUUCGCCAAGCUCCACAACAACUACGUUGCGGAGCACAACAUCGAGUACUUGCCGCCGAUGGGGAGCCUCAGGACGACGCAGGGUACGGGCGGGCAUUACGGCUGCUCAUAG